UUCACUUUACUCCUGUCUCCCUUUUUCUGCCUCUCACUCAAAUUAGGUUUCUUCGAAUUACUGAUUCUUUAAUUUCAAAACAUUUCAAGAACAAUAUAUUUUUUUUUCGUAAUUGUAGAAAGGAAAGGUCUUUUUUGGUUUUUUCAAAUUGAUCUGUUUGUCAAUGGCUUCAGCGGUAUCGUCGUACUGGUGCUAUCGUUGCAGGCGGUUCACCCGGGUUCGGGUCCGGACGCAAGAUACAGUCGUCUGCCCCGAUUGUGGCACUGGAUUUGUCGAGCAAAUCGAAGCAGAUUCACGAUCUCCUCCGCCGAGUUUUUCGGCCGCCUCAAUGUACGUCGACGGAUCGCAGAAUCAGGAGCCUUUAACGAACCCGAGGCUACGCAGAACCCCGCGAAACAGAGGAGAUCGAUCUCCUUUUAAUCCAGUCAUCGUCCUACGUGGACCUCAAACCCCUGAUGGUGGAAAUGACGGAAGUGGUGCUGAGAGAAGAAAUUUUGAGCUUUACUACGAUGAUGGUUUAGGGUCGGAUCUUAGACCCUUACCCUCGACCAUGUCGGAGUUCUUGAUGGCGUCAGGGUUUGACCGGAUUCUCGACCAGUUAUCACAGUUGGAAAUGAACGGUGUCACACGAUUGGAUAAUCCUCCAGCGUCGAAAGCAGCGAUCGAGUCAAUGCCGGUGGUCAAAAUCGUUGAAUGCCACGUGGCAAAAGACUCACAUUGCGCGGUUUGCAAAGAGGCGUUCGAGCUUAAUUCAGAGGCUCGUGAGAUGCCAUGUAAGCACAUAUACCACUCCGAUUGUAUUCUUCCUUGGCUUUCGAUUCGUAAUUCAUGCCCUGUGUGUCGGCAUGAAUUGCCGAGGGAAGGUAGUAUCCGUAAUUUGAGAGAAUCUGGUAGGAUUAGUGACGAAGACUCGGUGGGUUUGACUAUAUGGAGAUUGCCAGGUGGCGGUUUUGCUGUUGGGAGGUUUGGUGGCAAUAGAAGAGCUGAGGAAGGAGAUUUUCCUGUUGUUUUCACGGAAAUGGAUGGUAGGUUUAGCAAUGCUGGUGGUACCCCGAGAAGGGUUUCCUGGGUGCCGAGUGGAAGGAGAGCUCGAGAGAGAGGUGGGGUUGGUCGUGCUUUUCGCAACUUUUUCUCCAUUUUUCGGCGUAUUAGGCAUACCUUUUCCCGUCCUAGUACUGACUUUGACAAUAGAAGUCCAUUUUAUGAUGUUAUUUAUGGCAGGAGAAAUACUUGGAAUUUUGAUGAACCCAGAUGGUGAAUCUAGUUUUUAUUGCUUUUGUGGGGUUUUGUUUUUUUAUUGAAUACUAUGAUCGUUGUUGUCUUCCUCUUAACAAAAGAAGCAUUUUGUAAAGUGUAUUAGUAAGUUUCUGUAAAUAAUGGCACUUGUGUUGAAAUAAAGAAAAAGGAAAAAUUUUGAACUAGUAA
Messenger RNA from Mangifera indica (mango), 1425 nucleotides. RefSeq names its product E3 ubiquitin-protein ligase RDUF2-like. The transcript has a single exon. Gene Ontology annotation, molecular function: ubiquitin protein ligase activity. Bases 164 to 1258 code for a protein of 364 amino acids. The record is from RefSeq and is a predicted model, not a curated record. NCBI's taxonomy places the organism in Eukaryota, Viridiplantae, Streptophyta, Magnoliopsida, Sapindales, Anacardiaceae. Gene Ontology annotation, biological process: protein ubiquitination. Gene Ontology annotation, cellular component: cytoplasm.